Molecule: messenger RNA, 2054 nt
Organism: Aplosporella prunicola CBS 121167
Lineage: Eukaryota; Fungi; Ascomycota; Dothideomycetes; Botryosphaeriales; Aplosporellaceae
Exons: 9
Coding region: 106-1905 (599 amino acids)
Source: RefSeq, a predicted model, not a curated record
UGACGCCCCGCCGCUGCGCUCCGCCGCCGUGCCCGUCGUAUAUCAGUCCUGUCUCUUGCUCCGCACUUGGGCCAUGGCUUGUCCGUCCCGCUCCUCGAGAUCAUCAUGGCUGCAGAUCUGUCUGGAGAAGGCGUCAUGGCCAUCGAAUGGACCUUGCUCAUGGUCGCGUACACCUUGGUGAUUGCGCGGCUUUGUGUGAGGCUUCUUGUGCAACGCCGGUCGUUGCUGCUGUCGGAUUAUUUUCUGGUUAUUUCUGCGAUUGACGCAAUGGCUCUCAUUGUGUGCGACACUGCAACGUACAAACUGGGCGCAAUGGGAGCGGACGAUUCCCUGUCCGCAGACGACCCGGCAAAAGAAGUCGCUUUGAACAAAAUUUCUUUCAGUUCCAAUUAUUUCUACGACUCUGGGAUGUACUUCCCCAAAAUCGCUCUCUUGACAUUUUACUUCAAGCUAUUUCCUCAAACGAUGCCAAGGCUCAGAAAAAUGCUCUGCUGUGUCACCGGUUUCACAGUGUGCUGCAUGAUAUGCACCUGCUUCCUGGACACGUUCUGGUGCGGCAGCGAUGUAUCGAUAAACUGGGCCGAAGAUUCGACAUGCUCGUCUUUCGGAUCGAAGCGGGUCUUCCAGAUAGACUGGGUAAUGAACAUUACCUCGGACAUAUUGGUCUUCUGCCUCCCCUUCCCCCUCAUCCGCAAGCUGCAACUUCGGCAGCGCCAGUUGGCCGGCUUGACCGUCACCUUUGCGUUAGGCGCACUUACCAUGGCUGCAAGCGUGGCGCGGUUCGCUACGAUCCAGGUCAUUCACUCGUGGAACAACGUCUACGUGUGGUCGAUGGUCGAGAUGUCGAUUGCGAUCAUGGUGGUCUCGCUGCCGUCGCUGCGCGGCCUGCUCACGGGGCUGCGUUCCGGGUCCGCGGGGUACAGUUCGCGGACUCAUCAGUACAACAGGUCAGGAUCAGGAGCGGUGCAUGUCGGUCAGUCUGCAGGCAGCCAUGCUCGCUGUCACCCUAGAGACGACGACGACGACACUGGCAGCGAAGUGGAGCUAAGUCGUAUGGACAGAGUAGAUGUCAUCUACAAGGUCGACCAGGUGUGGAUCGCAGAAUGGAUUCUGCUAGUUGUAGCCUGGGCAUUCGUCGCGCUGCGCGUGUACGUGCGGCUGUUCAAGCUGCGCGAGCGGCUCUCAUGGGCCGACAUCAUCCUGAUCCUGAGCGCGAUCGACGGGCUGGGCCUGAUCGUGUGCGACACGCUGACGUACGAGAUCGGGGCCAUGGACGGCGCGGACGGGUCGGUGAAGCUGUCCAAGAUCUCGUUCAGCUCCAACUACUUUUACGACUUUGGCAUGGGCGUGCCCAAGCUGAGCAUGCUCGCUUUCUAUUGGGACUUUUUCCCGGCGUCCAGGCCGAACCUCCGCAAGGCCCUGUAUGUCGUCGCUGCGUAUGUGUGCGCGGCCUACAUGACUAUCCUCUGGCUGGAUACCUUCUACUGUGGUCGCCAUGUUAGCGUGCAGUGGUCGCAGGAGGAGGGCGCGUGCAAUGUCUACUACGCCGACAUCCCGUUCCAGGUUAACUUUUCACUCAACCUGUCGUGCUACAUCUUCAUUUAUGCCCUCCCGCUCGCUCUCCUAGGUUCGACGCUGAAGCUCGGCCUUGGUGUCAUCUCGGCCUUCUCUCUCGGUUUCCUCGCCGUAUGGGUUUGCAUCAUCCGGUUCAUCGUCCUCAACACGACCAGCGGCGAGCCCAACAUUGUUUACCUCCUGAGCAUGCUCGAGCUCGUGGUUGCAAUCAUGGCAGUCUCGCUUCCGGGGCUGAAGCCGCUGUACGAGCGCAAGCGCAGCACGGACCGCGAGUCCAGCAUCGUCGUGUCAAGCCACGAGGCCAUUGAGCCAAAGAAGCAAGACGCGUAGCGAAGCAAGACGCGUAGCGAAGUAAGACUCGUAGCGGUGUAAAAUGGGAGCAUUUUUCUUUCGAAUUUACGGUAGUUGCGACGCUGAGCUCUACCUUUUUGAUUUCUCAUAGUAUUUGUCAAUAAAAAAAAAGCAAACUGCUUCUCGAU